This is a messenger RNA of Oppiella nova, 435 nucleotides long. The record is from the annotation of a GenBank genome assembly. NCBI's taxonomy places the organism in Eukaryota, Metazoa, Arthropoda, Arachnida, Sarcoptiformes, Oppiidae.
AAACGUGAUAUUAAUGGAGCGUUAGGUCUGUCGGACUCUUCAAGUGAUUCCAGUGAUCGCGAGUCGACUUCUAGUUCUAGUGAUAGCAGUAGUGAUUCGAGUAGUGAUGAGGAGGAUGUCCGCAAACCAACCCAUUCUAGCACUACAACCAAUACAACCCUUACAACCCAUACACACAACAGCUCUUCUCUUAAUACUAACACAAAUGGUAACAAAACUAAAGCCAACGUAAAGUCAGACCAAUUUUCUAGUGAUGACUCCGACGACUCGAGACAUGCUUCCAAGACAUCCAAACACAACGGAAAUGUCGCCCUUGGCAACACAUCUGUAUUGCCAUCAAUGCCUAAAUUCAGUCAAUUAAGUGAAGAUCUUCGGUUGAGUGAGUCUGGAAGUGAUAGCGAAGACUAAAUGCAAACCCAAUUAUCUGUUAAACAA